GAGCGAGUGCAGGAGAGCUGGAUUGCUUGGGCGCGCCGAUAGCCAGGUUCGGACAGGGUUAAGAACAUCACCUGCCGUUGAAGUGCGACCCACAUGGGAAGUAGGAAGUGCCGCGCCUGAGCUUCCUGUAUAAAUAAACGCGCGGCUCCCGGCGCGGCUGUUGGCGUGCUGCGCCCCACGCUCUGCAAGGUUCCCGGCCAUCGGCCAUCGCAGCUGCGCCCCAAGGCGGGAGGCGGUUAUAGGUACUCAUCUUCCUCUGGCCCGAGUCCUGUUGCAUUCCUGCAGAGUGUAAGGCUGUCAGCCGCAGAGCACGGAGGAAGAGGGAGAGAAUGGAACAGCUCCUCCUCCCCGGGGUGCGAGCAGCCCCAGCCGGCGGUGCGCUCCAGAGAAGCUGCUGAGGAGCCCGGCGGCCGGGAGGAACGUAGCUCUCUCGCCAGGGAUUAAGGAGACUGAAGAGGCUGAAAAUAGGCUGAUGAGCUCCGUUGGUAGGCUCCACUAUCUCACCAUGACUGCCGAAAAUCCUGCCGAAAAUCCAACGCCUGGAGACCUGGCUCUGACCCCCCUCGUCACUUGCAAACUCUGCCUGUGUGAGCAGUCUCUGGACAAGAUGACCACACUCCAGGAAUGCCGCUGCAUCUUUUGCACAGCCUGUCUGAAACAAUACAUGCAGCUGGCAAUUCGAGAAGGAUGUGGGUCUCCCAUCACUUGCCCUGACAUGGUGUGCCUGAACCACGGGACCCUGCAGGAGGCUGAGAUUGCCUGUUUGGUACCUGUGGAUCAGUUUCAGCUUUAUCAGCGGUUAAAAUUUGAACGAGAAGUUCACCUGGACCCCUGCAGAACGUGGUGUCCUGUUGCAGACUGUCAGACAGUGUGCCCUGUUGCAUCUAGUGACCCAGGACAGCCGGUGCUGGUGGAAUGUCCUUCUUGCCACCUGAAGUUCUGCUCAUGUUGCAAGGAUGCUUGGCACGCAGAGGUCUCCUGUAAAGAGAGUCAGCCUGUGGUCCUGCCAACAGAGCAUGGGACCCUCUUUGGGACAGAGGCAGAAGCCCCCAUUAAGCAGUGCCCAGUGUGCCGGGUUUAUAUCGAACGCAACGAAGGCUGUGCUCAGAUGAUGUGUAAGAACUGCAAGCACACGUUUUGCUGGUACUGCCUCCAGAAUCUGGAUAAUGACAUUUUCCUCAGACAUUAUGACAAAGGGCCGUGUAGGAAUAAGCUCGGCCACUCCAGAGCCUCGGUGAUGUGGAACAGAACGCAGGUGGUCGGGAUUCUGGUGGGGCUGGGCAUCAUUGCCUUGGUGACUUCACCCUUGCUGCUUCUGGCUUCCCCGUGUAUAAUCUGUUGCAUCUGCAAAUCCUGCCGGGGCAAGAAGAAAAAGCACGACCCAUCCACAACCUAAAGAUCUCUGUUCGUGUCCACGUGCCACAGAUGCCUGGGUUAUACGAGACCACACAGUGAUAAAACCCCACUUAGCGAACUCGCUUCCUCCUCCUCCUUGCCAAACUUUGGAAGUGCCUCUAUGUCCAGACCUUGAACUUGCCUCCCCGCCUUCAGGAUCCAGAAAGGCCAAGCACUGGGUGGGGGGGUGUGCCCAUGUAAAGAGGACCAGGUUCAGCAGUCCAGGCUGUGUCUGUGGAGCAUGUUGGGAAGCCUUGGGGUGAUGGGGAGGAACUAACACAUCGUCAUGGUAUCAGCCAAAGGAUCCCGCCGGACUGUGCAACUUCCCGCCAAAUCCAGGGAGCCUGAAAGAACAUUUGGUCCAAUAAACGUGCUGCCAACCACGACAACACACAUGGUAACUGAAAGGCCAGAGUCUGUUCCGUGUUGAUUUGACCACCCUGAGAAGCGUGAGGAAAACCCCUGGUAGGAGAGGAAGAAUUAGACUGUUUGAGGGGAAAUUCUUUUAAGAAUUAGAGUGCUUGUAAGAAUUGUAUGAGGGCUGCUUCUCUUAGGAGUUGAUUCUGAUGGUUCUACCUCUGCUGGUGGUUACUGUGUGUGCCGUUCCCAUCAUUGCCCUGGUAAGUUGGCAGAAACACAAUAGGUUUCUCCUUGUGGGAUCUCAGCUUUAAGCAGGAGAAACUGCUGUGCAGAAGGGGUUGUCAUCCCCCCCCCCCCACUGCACCCAGAAAAGGGCUGGAGCAGGUAAAACAAUCUGGUCUAAUUUAGUAUCUCUCUCCUGGGUGAUAAACUUCUUCGAACAGCCCGUAGCUGUGACGUAUGGGUAGAGUGGCAGGGUUUAAAAUCUUCAUCAUAGGUAACAGGGGCCUUUCUUGAGCUCUUUGUUCAUAUACCCAACAAAUUUAGAAUUAGACCUAAAAGUAUACAACAGGAGAGAAUAUUAAAGUCCAUAGGUAUAUCUGGAAUUCACAUAACUUGCUGCCUAUCUAGAAUUUCUAUUCACUGGGCAUGCAUGGAUAUACCCAAGAGUACACACAAAAUAAAUGUUUACUUAAAAGCCAUUCUGUCUUCUGGGACUCAUAUUUGGUUUAUUAUAAAUCAACUUUAAAAGGUUUUUUUGCAUAUUAUGUAUGUAAAUUUUGGUUACAGUUAAGUUCAUAAGUUAUCCAAAGGUGUCAACGCUUUUAAAACAGUGCUUCGUACGAUAUCAUGCCAUCCCAGUUUGUAAAAACACUAACUGAUAAUUAAGUUACUUACACAGUUUCAAAUGCAAUUCAGAACAACUCUCUUCCCAGCAGCUUUGUUCUUUCAGCAUCUGUUAGGGCAAUCAAGAGUACUUUUUGUAUGUACAGGGCACUGAUAAAACAACAAAAAAUGUCUGAGAAAUGAAAGGUAAAUGCUUGGUGUGUCUUACGUAGUUUGGGUUUUUAUCACCUCACUGUGGCUUAUUUUUCCCAUUAUUCCCUUAGUCAGAUUUUGAAUAAACGAGUUUUGAAAAGACAGUAACUUUUACUCUAAUGACAGGAUUACAUAAAUGCCAUUGGCAAUGUAGCCUGGUGCUGCGUGAGAACCGUGUUAAAUGUUAGUGGACAGCUCUCUUUGAAGCCAAGGGUACCACAUCAGGAAUUGUCAGGACCUCUGAUAUUUUCUGAGAUAGCUGGGUAACUAGCCUAUUAAACUGCUGCUAUCCUUGAUCUGUUUUGAAAGAGUGAUGCUUUGCCUGUGUAAUGGAUUGUAUUCUAAGCGGGGAUGUGUAUAUUUAAGGAACUUUAAUUUGUGUGUACAUAUUACUAUCUGAUUGGUGUGUAAUACAUCUGGUUGUGUACAUUUUUAUUUACAGUUUGUAUAAAACAUAGACGAGAACUCUGGGAAAACUUUUGAAUGGCAACCAACCAAAAAAGAUUUUUAAUCAUUCAUUAGAAAUUUCUCAAUAUUGAAUGUCUUUAUUUCCCCUGGAAACUCUAAACAUUUCAGAGAAGAAAAAAUCAGUAUCUUUCUUCUAUCAUCAUAUUUCAUGUGGGUAUAAAUAUAAAUGUACAUAUAUUUGAAUAAUUUGCUUUGUCUGACACUGCCUCAUUAUUAGCACAGGGCAUUUAUAACUGCUCAGGGGAUCACAGGAACUCAGCUGAAACUGAACUUUUGAAUCAAGAAUGUCAGUCUUGGUAAUAUACUCUUCCAUUAAUGUACUCUCCAAGAUUGCUUCCACAAAGAAUCUUGAAACAGGGGCAAUUUCAAGUAGCCUAAAAUGCUGUUAUCAGAGGCACAGCUCCUGAAUUUGGAGUAAAGGUGAAAGAAUCCAUCUAUGCUAUUUCCUUGGCAAAACUGAAGGUCUUCUCACAGAGAUACUAUAAAAGAAUUAGCUUACUUUUUUUGGGGGGAGAGGGGACCUGUUUGUCAAGUAGAUUUAAAAUAACUGGAUUUAAGUUUUCAAAUGUUGAAAAGUGCCUGAAAAGUGGUGACUUCUUCCUUAAGUGGCCCAACGACUUGGCCUGUGUAAGAUUGUUGGAAUCAACAGGAACAGCUUGGUUGGUUAAAACCCAAAGAUAUCUCUGGUGCAUCAAAGGGCAAGAUGCAAACCAGUCUAGAGAUUUUGUUUAUAAUAGAGAAAGCUGAUGACUUUGAUAACAGAGACUGACGUUUUCAUUUUGUAGAAUUGGCCAGAUAAAGGGUUUAACCUUGUCACCUUCCUCUGUUUGUUGGCUGUGUUCUUUCAUAGUGAUUCUUUCUGUACUAGGAAGAAAUAUGGGUCUGUGUAAUGUUUGGAUCUUAGGGCAAACGUGUGUGUGUGUGUGUGUGUGUGUUUGGAGUAGUAUAUAGUCCAUUUGAAAUAGAAAUCAAACAGAUCCAUCACCAUGUUGUUAUCUGGAUGGAAUAACUCACCAUUGGAUGUAAUGGCCUAACAUCUAGCUGUUGCCCCUUGUGGGAAUUUUUCUCUUGUUAUUAGGUAGGGAAGUGAAGGGGAAAAUGUUAUGGAAGCAAAUUGUAGAAUCUUAGGCAUCCUGUUUGUUCAUGCCAUGGAUGUUUGCUCUGGACUUCAAAUCUCUAGUUUGAAAGAGGCCUUGGAAAAACAAAUAAUUCACAGUGUGAAUUUUCUUGUAGCCGGUAUCACAAAAAUCUCACCUCCAGGUUUGAAAAUCUACAUGUGUAUUCGAAUGUAAAUCACUGUUUCUUGGAACCCCCCAAUUGUCUCUUAAAAAUUACAUUGAAUCUAAAUAUGUAUUACUUCAGCCUUUCUUACACAGUGCUUCUAAAAGACUUUUGGUCCCUGAAUGGAUGCCUUUAUGUGUAUAGAAUCAUGUGUUAUAUGUAGCUUUAAAGACAGUUUCAGAAUGCCUCAGAUGAAUGACAUUUUUUAAAGCUGUUACAAUUGAUAUCUAUAGGCUCUUCUAUCUCAUGUUGAUUCACAAUCCAGAAAGUUUUGUUAUGUAUUUAAGAAAUUGCUGUUGUAUUAUAUUUUUCCAAGUAUUCGAGAAGAAAAUAGCUGUUUUAGUCUCUCUGGCCCCAAUAAAUGUGGAGCAGGAA
Messenger RNA from Phacochoerus africanus (Common warthog), 4917 nucleotides. It is a transcript of the gene RNF144B, whose product is annotated as ring finger protein 144B. The record is from RefSeq and is a predicted model, not a curated record. NCBI's taxonomy places the organism in Eukaryota, Metazoa, Chordata, Mammalia, Artiodactyla, Suidae. The coding region runs from base 473 to 1396 and encodes 307 amino acids. The transcript is spliced from 8 exons. Gene Ontology annotation, molecular function: ubiquitin conjugating enzyme binding; zinc ion binding; ubiquitin protein ligase activity. Gene Ontology annotation, cellular component: mitochondrial membrane; ubiquitin ligase complex; cytoplasm. Gene Ontology annotation, biological process: protein polyubiquitination; positive regulation of proteasomal ubiquitin-dependent protein catabolic process; ubiquitin-dependent protein catabolic process.